Chiroxiphia lanceolata (lance-tailed manakin) is the source of this 654-nucleotide messenger RNA. Its product is annotated as coiled-coil domain-containing protein 70-like. Lineage: Eukaryota; Metazoa; Chordata; Aves; Passeriformes; Pipridae. The record is from RefSeq and is a predicted model, not a curated record.
AUGGCCAUGCAACAUCCUCUUUCCCUUCCUCAACUGUCGCAUGAAACGGGGAGAUUUUCUCGAGCCUUAUGGAAGGAGAAUCUGGGCAUUCAAGAAGAGAAUCAAAACCUUCAGCAAAAAAACAAAGCUUUUCAUAUGGAGAACAAAGCCUAUUAUCAGGAGAGGAAGUGGGAACAGAUUAAAAUCCUUCAAGAGAAGCACAGGGACACUUCAGAGGAAACAAAACACCUCGAGAAACAGCAAAAGGCCCUUAACAAAAAUAAAGCCCUCAGAGAAGAGAUUAGGACUCUCAAAGGAUAAGAAUGAGCAUUUGAGUUGAAGGAAAAAGCUUUAGCUUUAUGGGAGAAACACAAAGCCUUCAAGGACCAGCUUAAAGCUUUUCAAGAGGACAACAAAAUCAUUCAGGUAGAGAAGAAAGCUCUUUGUGAAGAAAAAAAUCCCUCAGUGAGGAGAAAUUUCCUCUCAGUGAAAAAACAUGGCCCUUCAAAUGAGAAAAAGGCCGUAGGAAGUCAGGAGAAAGCUCUCCAAGAAGAGCACUAAGUCCUCCAUGAAUGGAACAAGAUACUUCAAGAGAAGGAAAGAAGUAAUAAAAGUAAAGAAUCAGAUGCUUUGGGAGAUUUAACAGAAAGAGUGAAGAGUUUACAAAAACAGUAA